GCGGCCGUUGGAGAUGCCCUAACCAGCUCACCUCAGCACCACCGCCACCCGUCGCCGCCGAUCUCCUCCGUACCGUGGCGGCGCUGAAGGCCAUCUGGGUGCGCCAGGCCGAGGAAGCAAAGCUCAAGUCCGAGGCCGACACCACCGCCGCCAAGGCCACCUUCCGCGUCCUCUCCGUGUCCGCCCACACCGACCAGCCGCCCAAGGACCCCGAGCCCUCCUCCCCUGCCCAGCCCGCCUCCUUCCCCGCCCUUUGCGCUGCCUCCUCCAACUCCGACUCAGACAUACGACGACGACCGUCCCCGCACCCCGCACCCCGCUGGGUCCCUUCGACCCUGUCAAGUCCUCGGCCGCCAGCUCGGGAAUCGCCGGUGGCUCCGCGGCGAGCCGGCCACCUUCACCGUCGUCGGUAAAGACCUCGAUGGGCGCCGGGUCACCUACGGUGGCGCGCGCGUGUCCGCCUCUACCCCGCGUAUAACGGGGUAACUCCGACCUCGAGGGCGUCGUCAGGGUCCGAGGGACAACGCCGACAGCACCUACUCCGUGAGCUACGUGGUCCCCAGGCGCGGCAACUACAUAGUCUACGUCGACCUCGACGGUGCGCCCCUGCGCCCAUCAUGGGCAGCCCCUUCCCAGUCUUCUUUAGCGCUGCCUCCACCACCACGACCUCCUCCGCCUCUGCGUACCCCAACAUGGUCACCGAGACCAUGCCCAGCAUGCCCAAUUACACAGAUUUCUUAACCUCGGGCGCCUUCCCCAGCCUGCUCGGCCUCGUCCCCAGCUCCUCCACUGGCGCGUCCGGUGAGGUCAUCCUGCUUGGCGUCGGCCCCUUGCUUGGGGAGAUUUGUCGGGAGCACAUCAGCGGCAAAUGCAGGCUCCAGGUCUGCAUCCUCCUUUCCUGAUUUUGCUACUCAAAAUGAGGAAAUCAAAGAAAUUGCAAAGCACUAUAAUGCAGAUGUUGGCUUCAGGAUAUUCCAUGAACGUGUUUUACUCCCUGACACUCACGUGAGACAAAGUUAUUUACUCUCCGCAUUGGUGUGUUCCAAAUACAAAACAGUUAAGCUAGACAUUGACCUCACCAUCUUCACCAGACAACCAAAAUAAAAAUGAUAUCCAAUCAGACAGUGAAGAUUAUAUGGCUGAUUUUUUGCUUUGUGCAUGCUAGGUGGUGAACUAUUAUUUGUGCCUGAAGAGAGUGUAUUUUUCUUGUUAACAGAUACUCAUUUGUAUUUCUCAUAAUAAAUAGAUCUUUCAAAUUUCCUAUCAGUAAAGAAAUGAAUAUGGCUGUCAUAUGUCCAUUUGAGCACUUGCCACCAAGUGUCAGUACGUUGCUAAAGGCAAUUCGGUACUGUCUAAGAAAAUAAUAUUCAGUGUUGACUAGUUUAGCCGAAUAGGGCAGUAGGUUCCGAAGUUCGGUGAACAUCAGAGUCCUAUACAUGUUGGUUUUAAUGAAACUAACUAUGAGAGAUUGCCCUCUAUAAUUGGUUGCCUUGAUUUGUCCAAGCAAUAAUAGUAGUACUAAUGAUAACAAAUCCAUGUACAUGUCAAAUCAUGGGCCAUGUGCAUGAAGCUAAGUAACCAUAGGUAGAACACCAGGUUACAGAAAUCAAAGUCAACUAAUAGAAACAACUGGGGCAACAAUAUAUGAUAAAUUGCUGCGUCUGUGCUGCCACUCAUUCUAGAAGUACUGUGUGUUAUGUUCACACACAACAAGACCCUAUAGCGCUUUAAAAAAAAAACACAAGAUCCUAUAGCUAGGAAGUGCUAUUAAAAAAUGCAGAGAAUGGUUUAGCCUUCUGGAGUCGGUUCAUGUGUUUGUACUAUCUUCGCUCACACCAAAGCAAAUGAUUACAUAGGUAUUUGGUCAAAUUGUCCACCAACAAUCAGCAGUAUAUGUAUGCAUAUCUGAAUCAUUAAGGACAAUAUGGUCUGUAAGACUUGUCAUCAUAAUUUUCUUGCAGAUUAAUUUACCAUCUACUUUUCUCUGUUUUAUUGAGAAGUCUAUAAUUUUUUUAUUGAAAUAUGCUUCCUUUA
Lolium perenne is the source of this 2034-nucleotide messenger RNA. NCBI's taxonomy places the organism in Eukaryota, Viridiplantae, Streptophyta, Magnoliopsida, Poales, Poaceae. The record is from RefSeq and is a predicted model, not a curated record.